Molecule: messenger RNA, 1517 nt
Organism: Neurospora crassa OR74A
Lineage: Eukaryota; Fungi; Ascomycota; Sordariomycetes; Sordariales; Sordariaceae
Product: mitochondrial ribosomal protein
Exons: 2
Coding region: 158-934 (258 amino acids)
Biological process (GO): translation
Cellular component (GO): ribosome; mitochondrial large ribosomal subunit
Molecular function (GO): structural constituent of ribosome
Source: RefSeq, a predicted model, not a curated record
UUUCCAACGUCUUGUGCAGCCUGCCCGCCCCGGGUCCCGCGAAUUCGACCUUUGCCCGGCCGUGGAGGAGAGCUGCCCUGACUGCUUCGCCAAUUCCACUUCUGGCGGUCCAGAGAGUCCGACUCCGAGUCCGGGACACCACACACGACAACACACCAUGAACGUGACAGCAUCGCUCUCCCGACGGCCUCUGGGCUGCCUCAAGGCCGGCCUAUGCCAGUCCCUCAUCCGGGGCUAUGCGACAGCCGUCGCUGCUUCCACCACCCAGUCUACCGGCGCCCUGCCCGAUCACAACUUUUUCAGGAUCGCCGAUAAGCACACCAAAAAGACCCGCACCGCUUUCGCCGUCUUCACACCCCCCAAGAGCCCGACGACCCUUCCUCCCUCGAGCGUAGUCACCAAGUCCAAAGCCUUCAAGAUCGCCAACUCGAAGCUGCCACCGCUCAUGACCAAGCCUCCCUCGGACCCGAUGCCGCUGUUGACCCAGCAGCAGAUCGCGCGCAUGGACCCGACCGGUGCGCGCACCGCCCUCUUCUCCAAGGCGCGCCACGCCGCCCGCGUCGGCGACGUGCUCAUGGUGACGCAUCGUCGCGGCGGCGAACCCUUUGCGGGCGUGUGUCUGGCCAUCCGCCGUUCGGGCAUCGACACGGCGAUCCUUCUCAGAAACCACCUCGGCAAGGUCGGCGUCGAGAUGUGGUACAAGAUCUACAACAAGAACGUGGCGGGCAUCGAGAUCAUCAAGAGGCGGGCCAAGCGCGCGAGACGCGCCAAGCUCAUGUACAUGCGCCAGCCCAAGCACGACAUGGGCAGUGUUGAGCAGUACGUGUUUGCCUGGAAGAAGAUGAGGAAGGUGUUGAGCAGUAAGGGCUUGACGGGUGGCGUUGGUGGUGGUGGCGGAAAGCAGAAGGGCCAGGAGUCCAAGAAGAAGAACUAAAUCUUUCCUGGGCCUGAAUGUGUGCGAUGAUGGAUUGAGUCAGUGAGGGAGGGGAUUGUUCACUGAGACUUGCGGGAUAUCCCUCCCCUUUUGGUUGAGGAAGCUACAGUGACCUCGAAGUGAGAGACAAGCCGGGAUCUGUGAGAAGAGGGGACAGACACCGCUGUGUAUACCAUGUACAUGUAUGAUAAAUCCCCGGGGCAAAAGAAUUUUAUGGGGUUUUUUUUUUACGGUCGACCGGUCUGGUUGAGUCCGGUGUGCGGCAGGGUUCGGAUACCAUAUGAAGAGAGGGUUCUCUUGUUACUUAGAAAAGGGGUGCCAAGGUCAUGGAGUUGGUCAGCGUCCAGCGCUGAGAUAUGGUGCACGCGCUGGUGUUCGAUGAACAUUGAAGCUCAAAAGGUAACUUGGCGAAAGAUUUCCUCUAACCGGGCACCUUUCUUUGGUAUUUUGUCUUUGUCGGGACUUUGUCUAAACUUCCUCUUUGUCUAAGUCUCUUAAACUUCCGCUUCACAAGACUCACCAAUUAUGUAUGACUGAAUAUGGCUCAAUCCCUCUUUUAAUCAAUAUACUUCGGUAACCCAAA